Molecule: messenger RNA, 10384 nt
Organism: Ictalurus punctatus (channel catfish)
Lineage: Eukaryota; Metazoa; Chordata; Actinopteri; Siluriformes; Ictaluridae
Gene: hoxb1a
Product: homeobox B1a
Exons: 2
Coding region: 8567-9499 (310 amino acids)
Biological process (GO): regulation of transcription by RNA polymerase II
Cellular component (GO): nucleus
Molecular function (GO): RNA polymerase II cis-regulatory region sequence-specific DNA binding; DNA-binding transcription factor activity, RNA polymerase II-specific
Source: RefSeq, a predicted model, not a curated record
UAAAGUUAUAAUACUGCUUUAAUGUUUUACUGUGUUAUCACAAUAUAAUCACAAUAGUGAUACUGUAGCUAUACAGUAUAAACUUCCAGUGCAAUUAUAUGGCAAUAUGGCAAUUAUAUGUAAAUAAUUGUAUUCACAAUUUUUUUCCAUAAAGGCAAAGUAUAAGUCUACAUUCAUCCUAUAAAAUCUGUUAAAAUGCUGCUUCCUGAUUCAUUUUGCCGACCUAAUAGCUUGUACAUAUAAACUGUCAAGCCUAAGCAAAUAAGAUCUAUAAUACAAACCUCUAUUAUAGAGCCAAUCACAAUAACACCACCAUGAAAUAGAAGUAUAGUAAAUACAAACAUGAAACCUAAACAUGGCAAAUAAGAUGUGUUUUUUCUUAUAAACCUUAGUUCUAAUCUGAUUAAAAAGCAAAACCAAACACAUUCUUUAUGUAGGGGUUUCUGUCCAAAGGCUUGACACCUUUCCUGAAACUGAGCUGAUAACUAUGUAAACUUACUGUGCAAGUAGCACUAAGUAAUAGUGCUGAAAAACUGAGGAGUUUUCUACCAAAUAUGGCAGAAAACACAGGAAGUAUUCUAGCUCCCUGCUGAUUUCAGCUGCCUUAGAAAGCUCUGCUUGUAUGGAAAUGUUGGUGUCCAUAUCUGGCUAAAGCACUCCAGACUCAGUCGCGCAUGACCCACCACCACUUCGCUGCUCACCCACCUGAAACGACAACACCUCCGCACAGUGUUUGCAUCUCAUUUGUAUAUAGGUGAAUGGGGGGACUUAAAUCUGUACAGGUGAAUUGAGGGCAAAACUGUUUAUUUUCCAACAGUAGGAAUCACAGAAAACAUUUUAAAGGCAUGUACUGAAACUUAGCACAUCUUUUUGCACAUAUUUUAUUAGGACGUUUUGUGUGUUAAAUCAUAUUACGACAUUGUACAUAAAAUAUGCAUUAUAAUAGCAAAGCUAAUCUCAUUGACAAACCCAGUGAGAUAUCUUUAAUUUAGCAUUAGAACAGAAGCCAAGCCAAUAUUAUGUAUAACCAAAACCUACAAAAGUCUUUUGGUAUAACUUUUAAGAAUUCUUAAGAGCUGUGGUAAAGAGUAUUUGUAUGUGCUGAAUUUACAUAUGUGCUGCAUUAAGGGAUGUAUUGCCAUCGUGCAAGGUUUUGGUUAUUUUAGCCUGGUUUUCAUGUUUUGCUGGGUCAAGCUAAAAAGGUAUUUGUGCAUAUGGUUCAGGGUUUGAUGAAAGGUCUCUGCUUUCAUGGUGGCUUAUGGAUGAGGUAGAAUAUCUCUUAAGGAAACUUGAAAUACAUUGUAAGAAGAUUUAUAGUAUUUUCUGCAUUUACCAUGGGAUAAUAAAAUGUUCUGCUAUUGUUUGCAAAACUGCAGGGUUUGAGUUGUUUUACCAUUGCUUCGAUGUUUUGGUGUGACAAAAGGAAGUUUCCUGUAAACUGUAAAUAUGACUAUACCUGAAUGACUGAGUAGGAUGAAUAACACUUAGGAUAAAUAAAUCAGCACUAAACCAAGACCUACCUAAAAUGGCCAGACAGUUGUACUAGGUUGUGCUCUGUUAACAACCUUGACAGUUGUGCUAGAACAAAUAACUUUACUUAAGAGGUGACAAUUAAAUCACUUUUUGUUUGUGGCCAAUCAGUGAUUUUUGAAUUUUGAUUCUACAAAUUUUGUUUUAGUGUAAAUAAAAAAAAAUCAACCAUUUAAGCUGAUAUUUCAGUAUUAAGUUCCCCAAGUACAAUUGUUAAAUUUAUUUGAGAUCUUAUUUUUAUUUUUAUCUUCCAGAUACAUAAGCUCACCAACACUCACAGCUGGCUAGUGUUGCUGUGGUUGAUUGAGGAGAGAGAGUAUGCUACCCCUCUACCCCCAAAAAAUCCCUCCCAUGAACUGCAUAUGCAAUUUUAUCUCAUUGGCUCCUGGCCAUUGAUGGCUGUGGGAUUGUUGGGAUUUGAACUCAACAAUCUCCUGACAACAGGGCAAAUGCUCUUCUGUUGCGACACAAGAGCCUUGAAAUGUUCUUUUAAAAAACGGAUGUAGUAUGCAUAAGCAAUCAGGAACAAAUUGCACUGUUAAGCCAAACCCCAAGUAUCAUUAAUUUUCGUCUGUGCCAUUUUUGAGCGGGUACCCAAAACAAUAGAUCUGUCGCUGGACUAGUGGAGGAAAGCACAGUUACAGUUUGCAGUGCCAUGUUUAAAAGGGUUCCUCAAGGAUUCUAAUGACAAUUUAUGGGUCUUCCUAAAAGUGUUUGGAGCCUUGUCUAAUGGGAAACACUCAGUUAUAAGGCAUCACACGCAUACUUUUCUAACUAUGUGUGUAAUGCUAGUACAGCAUGCACUGACUGAUUCCUCCGCAGUCAAAACCACGGAGAGUUCUGAGGGUAGAUUAAUAAUAAUAGUUUAUUGCCAGACAGGAAGCACCAGUACAGGGCCAGAGUGUGAAUGGUGAUUGGUUAUGGAUAGCAAUGGGUAUAGGUGUAUGGUUUCUAUAAAUAUAAUACAAACCCAUUCUGAGUGACACAAGCACGUGUGCAUAACAUGUUAUUUGCUUAAUGUAAUGUGCAGUAUAUGUGGCUGAAUAAUACAACGAGUCUUCUUUAUACACUAAACUAUGCUUAGCGAAAAGAAGGUAAUCAUAUAAUAUAUGUCACUUAAAGAAAUGGCUAAAAGUCAAUAUUUAAAUAGAGGUUAGUUUUGUCAUAUUCAGUAAAUUUCCAAUAUACCAUUCAGAUCAGAACAUGUUUGGUUUCAUAAACAUAAAAAUUGCAAAAUAAAACAAAACAACAUAUAAGAGUGAACUAAUCUAAUGUAAUCUUAUGGUAAACAAAGCUGAUAUCUAAAUAAAACCAAAGUCAGCAUUAGCAACUUUAAAUAUCAGUGAGUUUUGCUAAUGAUUAGCACAUAUAAUACUAAUUCCAUUAAAGGCUGUGAGUAUUACUUCUGGAAAAAAAAAAAAAAAAAACAACUCUGGUGAAGAUGUAUGGACUAAUAGCUGGGAGAUUAAACUCUAAAUCAUUUCAGUUGAUUCCAUUUUUCCUAAAUACCUUCAGCAGGGCAUUCUGGGAAACUACAGCUUUUUAAGGCUAGCAUGGUUUGAUAAAAACAGUGAGUUUUCAACACCCUUAAGGAUUCUAAAUGUUUUUUUUCCCUGAAAUUGUAUGUUGUGCAUUAGUAUAUGGCCUUUAUUCUUGCAUUAGAGUCAGAUAAACACUUCUACCCAUUUUUUUUAAAACAUACAUUUAGGUUGGUAAUUUUUAAUUGUAAAAACAAUUUUAUAAUUCUAUAUGAUUUUUUCAUAUAUUUGUUUUCAUGUCAUUUUUCUUUUAAACAAUAUAAUAAUAGCUGCAGUCAAAAAAUAACAUUCAUUCCUUCGGGAUCCAAAGUUCUGAAAGUGUAGAUGAGCUCUUUAUCCUUACGUUUCCUCACUUCAUUGCUCAUGGCAAUGCACACAGAGAUGUCAUUAAUGUUAUGUCCAUCACUGUUGAAGUGUCUUGCCACUGGAAAGGAGAAAUUCCUCAUUCUAAUGGUAUGAAGUAGCUCAACAAAACAGCUAGUCUCCUCUUGGUUUCUCCAAUAUAUAGCUGAUUACAUUUCUUACAGGAAAGACAAUAAACUCCUGUGGUGGUGAAUGAGGGGUGAUGGGUAAUAAAAAAUGAUCCUUCAGGGCCUGUGAUUUUAGUGGCUUUACUGUAAUAAGACCAUCCUACUUCCUAUUCUGCCUUAUACCUAAGUAAACAAAGUGGCUAACUGGGGCUUCAAACCAAAUUUCCAACAUGUUUGACACAUGAUUACACCAAAUUGGCAGCUAGUCGGUUAGAUAGCUAGAAUUACAUGCAUUACAAUAUCAGCUUUAUUGGUUCAUUAGCAAGAAUAGUGACAUAAACAAAGCAAUGAAGCUGUCAGCACUAAGCAUAUCAGAUUGUGUGUUUUGGAGGAAUUUUAUUUUGAAAUGUAAUUACAGAUCAUCACAUAAGUUGAUUAUCUGUAGCUUGAAAUCACCUAAGCAACCAAGCUUUCAUGUUAAUGAAAAAGAUAAUUAAUAAUUAACGUUUUUUUUAAAUCAUGACAGCAUUUUUUUUACUGUUAAGUAUUGUUUUCAGAAGACACUGCCAUAAUGAUGCUAGCAUUUUUUAAAAAUCAUAUUAUAUAUGUAUAUUCUUAACAUGUAUAAUCUGAUAAUAAAGUUAUAGAUGUAAGGUAAGUGCCUACUUCUGGUGUAUGUUUUGAGUUCCACAAAGCAAGUUUUCAUUAAAAUAGAUCUCAAUUUCAGCAGUUAUAUUACAGUUAAAUGCAGCCUUCUACCAAUUCAGAAAUGGCAAAAUAUAGAUAUUUUGACUCUGCACAAGAGCUAGAAAAACUUAUCUAUGAAUUUAUUUUCAGCAGACCUGAUUGCUGUACAAGGGGGGCACGGUGGUUGGGGGUUUGAAUCCUGCCUCCACCCUCUGUGUGCUGAGCUUACAUGUUCUCCUUGUGCUUCAGGAGUUUCCUCCAGGUACUCUGGUUUCCUUCCCAGUCCAAACACAUGUGUUAUAGGUCGAUUGGCAUUUCCAGAGUGACCAUAGUGUGUGAAUGUGUGUGCUAUUGUGCCCUGCACUGGGUUGGCACCCCAUCUAGGGUGUUCCUAGAGUUCAGUGGGAUAGGCUCAAGGCCCCCCUGCGACCCUGUGUAGAAUAAACAGUCUGGAAAAUGGAUGGAUGGAUAAUUGGUUUACUACCUCCACUUCCCCAAAAUUUCCACCAAACAGCUGUAGCUCAUUCACAACACUGCUGCUAGAAUAAUAUGUGGACAUACUAUUCCAAUACUCAGAUCUUCACCAUGACUCCGACUCAGUUACAGGAUUAACUUCAAAGUGUUAAUUCUUGUUUAUAAACCACUAAAAGGCCUUGGCUUUUAAUAACUGAAAAAUGUAUAUAACCCUAAUAGUCAACUCAGAUCAGCUAACAGUGCCCCAAAUUAGGACAAAGCACAGUGAGGCAGCUUUUAGCUACUCUUAUGCACUUAUCUAAAAAAAAAAAACAACUCAGAGAUAAUGUCAGAUAUGCACACACUUUAACCUUUUUCAAAUGCAGCCUGAAAACAUUUCUGCUGACCUAUUCCUUUCAAAAUCUGUAAGCAAUUUCACUGCACCUUUAGCAUUCACUUUAUAUUCUUUUCUUGAUUACAACCUAAUUUAUAUUUAUUUAAAUCUUUAUUUUACUCCUGUCCCUAACUUCAUUACAUUUUUCCUUUUUAGUAAAGGACUGAAUUGUAUGAAAUUGGGCUACAUAAAUAAACUUGUCCGGUUGGCUUUGCCUUUUUAGGAACAUUGUUGAAAUACCUCAGCAACAGGCUACAACCGCUGUAAAAUAUCAAUAUAUUAUAAAACCAUCUAUGUACUGGUAUGAAAAUUGGUUUGUACAAACCUUGUACAUAAUAGAUCAUUUUAUUACUACAUCCUGUAUUAGUGAGAUACAAAACAAGAUGCUGUGAGAGAGGCCCUUAUAGGAUCCCCAAAUUGUUUGGACUACGAACUUGUUCUUGUUUUGAAUUGCUAGGCUGCAAAAUAACAUCUAAGUAUACAUUUUUUAUUCUAAGACUUUCAUGCAAAAGACGUUUAUAAGUUCCAGCUAGCAUGUUUCUUCUAACAACGCCAACCUGGCAAAUCACAACUAAAAUAGUCCAUUUGGAAAGGCAAAGAACGCAUUAACAUUCGAGUUGAGAAAGAAUGAACUCAAAUGACAUGCAGGUAAUAUUCUUACUUGUUGCUCUUAAAUCCUUUCUCUCAAUGUGCCACUAAGUAAGCACAAAGAGCUUGUUUUAAAAGCCAUACGUCGCUUGUUUCUCCUAGUUCACACCACUAGGCGGACCAAUAUGUAGCCAACACACUGUAGCUAGCACGGAUGUCUGGUUAGCAACAAAAUUAUUUUCGUUAGGAAACGUCUAAGACUGAUGUUAGGCUAUAUAGGCGACUAUAAAUGGCCUUUGAUACUUAUUUUAUACCGAUAAUUAGUUCUGGGUCUUUCUUUAAAUCAUCAUAAAAUGAAAUGCUGGUGAGGAAAUGCACUGCAACCCAACCAAACUGACAAAUCUAUAUUUGAAUGAAAAAAAUAGCAAAAAGAUAAAUGUAUGAGAUGUAUCGAUUGAAUGUAUUGUAAUAGGAAAAGUCAGAGCUAGCAUCCAUAGAGCACAGAUUACAGAGGCGUGGCUAAGGGUGGAGUGGGGUUGGGGAGCGGGGGGCGGGGUACGGGGUUUAACACAGCACACAUACAGCGCAUCUGAUUAUAUACGUGUCCAAUGACAUUGUUCUGCGCUGUAACUUUAAUGAUGUUCAUAAAAGGUCUAGCCAAUAAGAAUCAUCAGUUUUCAUCGCUUUUUUAUCGUUUAUGUUUGAAAGCUACUAGCCAACUAGCUACGCUCUGAGCAAAAGGAUAUCGAGUAACAGCCGAUUAAUCUGAAGGAGGAGAAAAAAGAUCUGCUUUUAGAAUGUAAGAGAUACUUUCGCCCCUCUUACGAACAUGCUAUUUAAAUAAUUUUUAUUGGAAAGGUCAUAACAGUAUUUUAUUUCCUACGCCUAUUAACGUUAUUAAUAUGGCAAGGUUUGAUAUUAGAUCAUGCCUUAAAUAAUUUAAUGACAAAUUCUGAAUGCCAUCCCCGUUUCUACUACCGUCUAGAAUCCAACCAAAAAUGCAUUAUUUAUUAUUAAUAAAUUCCUGUCUACGUCACUGGCACAGAAUCAUAUGAAUGGGAAAUUGCCUAUUUCUUCAACAAGAUCUAACUCUAAGAAGGAUAAAAUUCUUAGAAAUCUGUAGCGCGAUGUUUAAAAUGCCAAACUGGGCAAAACUGAAAUGACGAACCAAAUGAUUAGAAUAACUAUUAACAAAUAUGUAUCACAUAAGAAAAGCCAUAGUGUUCACUUUUUGAUUAACAAAAAAUAUAAACAAAAUGUCCAGUAAAAUACGAAACAAAAUAAGGUUAUUUAUUUAUUUGUUUGUUUGUUUGCUCUCUCUCUCUCUCUCUCUCUCUCUCUCUCUCUCUCUCUCUCUCUCUCUCUCUCUCUCUCUCUCUCUCUGACUUGAUCAGAUCUUGUCUGGUCAUUAACAAGAUGGGCAGUUCUAGAAGAGAAUUAAAAAGAAAAUUGAAGACAAGUUAAAAGAAUAGUGUCUGCUUACAAAAAAUAGCAAAAACUGUCUGCCAUUUGCUGUGCAUACUACCGCAUAGUAACACAGUGGUAUCCAUAACAACAUUAGACAUAGAAAGAUCAAUGUAUAAUGCAAAAUCUUUAUUUCAGACUUUUAUUUAUUUGCUGAGACACAAACGGACCUGUUGGGAGAUCUGUAUCUAUGCGUAAAACUGAGGGGAGGUGAAUGAAACAUUCAAGGACACAUUUGAAAUAGCAGCCUAACAAGCUCUGAACUUUUGCCCGCACGACUAUUCCUUCUCCAGAAAUGCGACACCAUAGUAAACAUACUGACAAGUAACAAAUUACUGUGGGCGUCAUAUUGUUAGUUGCUCUUGUCUUUCCAUGUACCAUUGAAUGAACACCUAAUAUUCGAGAUCCUUCUACCACCUCCUUUGUGCGUGGGUUUUUAUGAAGAGGGGCUUCGCUAAACUAUUGUCAUCCAUUAAUGAUUAGCUGUAGCUUUUCGUUCCCCCGCCAACGCUUGUCAAGUUUUCUAAGUGUGGACCAAACGAGGUGUAUUCAACGAGGUGUAACAGACUCAAAGGUGAAUGAGGAUGACAUAUUUGUAAAAUAUGGACCAGCAAGUAAAAUAAAUGGUGGUUGGAUAAUGUAAGAGGCACAGUCAAGUAUACAGAUGUAAAAUUACACAUUUGCGAUUUCACACAAAUUUGCAUGUGUUUGGAAGCUCUUUUCCUGCUAGGCCGGACUCAUCGCAAUGCUUGCUGUCCACCUAACCUAGUUUUGGUAACAGAUCCGUCCAAUGAUUGAAUUAAACAGUCCCAAAGUCGACCCGGGACCAAACUGAAAAGAUGGCGUCACUUCCAAUUCGAGUGUUAAACGGAUUUCAAAUCUGAGUAGAGAUAUUGAACCUGCAUAAACCUUAUGUAAGGUCAGGAGAAAUGAGUCGCUGGAAUUUAGCUUUCCAGAGUAAAGAUAGGAGAAUAAUUCUGUAAAAUAAGCACCAUAACAUAUUUGGUAGCCUAGCCAAAUAGUACAUUUGCAGUGGUAUGAAGGCCUAUGAUGAAAGAGAGGAAGACGGGUUAAAAUCUCAAAAGGACAUUUGUCCCUUUCUUCGUUUCUCUUUCUCUCUUUCGGGAGAGCCUUUCACGCGGGGCUUGACAUAUUCGUGCUGUUAUCAGAUUGAUGGGCCAGUUUGAUUGAAGUGGCUUUGUCAUGCAAAUGUCAAGCGCGUGAUGGAUGGUCACCGUGCGCUGACAAACUUCUGGAGGUCCCCACACCAUUGGCGCCGUGACGGCUCACGUGACCAGCAGCUGAGGUAUAGAUGUGUUAUAGGGAAGUAGGAGCAAAUACUCUGGAGGUAAUCAUUUUCUUUUUUCCCCCCUCAUGACAUACUGCUGCGAGGUUGUAGCACGGCAAUUCCAAACUCGCAUCUUACUGGUCUUCGCCAUCCGAUGCGCAUGGACAAUUCCAGAAUGAACUCAUUUUUGGAGUACACAAUUUGCAACCGGGGAACGAGCACUUACCCCACAAAGUCUGGACACCAUCAUUUGGAUCAGGCUUACUCGAGCCCCUUUCAGUCCGGUGACAGCUAUAACGCUGAUGGACGAGUUUACGUAGGGGGCAGUGCGCCGGCGGCCACGGCACAACAUCAGCACCAGAGUGGAGUCUAUGCGCAUCACCAGCACCAAAAUCAAACCAGUGGCAUGGGCCUUUCAUCUUAUAGCAGCACAGGCUAUGGAGCGCACGCUUCCGCCACCCCGGACUACGGCCAUCAGCAGUAUUUCAUGAACCACGAACAGGAUGGAAUGUAUUAUCAAUCUUCUGGCUUUGUUGCUCCAAGUGUCGGUGCUAAUUACGGGUCCUUGGCCGGUGCGUAUUGUAGCACGCAGGGAACAGUUCCGGCGGCGCCAUAUCAACACGUGAACCGCUGCGAAGGCCAGGACCAACUCCUCUACGGCCAGGGCACAUAUGCCGACAUAUCAUCCUGCCAGCAGAAGGAGACAGGGUCGGAUCAAAUGCCAGGGAAGACCUUUGACUGGAUGAAAGUUAAAAGGAACCCUCCUAAAACUGCAAAAGUGACAGAGUACGGCCUGGGUCCACAAAAUACAAUCCGUACAAACUUCACAACAAAACAGCUUACAGAGCUCGAGAAAGAGUUUCACUUUAGCAAAUAUCUGACACGAGCUCGCCGGGUGGAAAUCGCUGCCACGCUUGAACUGAACGAGACACAGGUGAAGAUUUGGUUCCAGAAUCGACGAAUGAAGCAGAAGAAACGUGAAAAGGAAGGACUCGCUCCUACAUGCUCCACAUCUAAGGACUUUGACGAAAACUCCGAUAAUUCUACAACAACAUCUCCAGGCACGUCUCCAAGUCCCGAGACCUAACGCAAUUACCGGGAAUGAAGGUCCUAAUAUGAACUCAGGUCUUUAUAAUACAAAUUAAUAUUUCCUUAAACAUUCCAAAUCGUGUCGAACAGACCUUCAUAUUGAAAUUUAAACAAGCUAUACAUUUGAACUUACCUUUGACCUAAAGAGGGGCUAACAGUUUGUCCGACAGCAACAUAUGUGGAAUAAAUUUAGAUAAGUUGUUUACGAUUUUAAGGCGAAUUCAGGGACCGCUAAUUCCGUCUUUCAUACAAAAGUCGGUAAUGCACUUUUAGCAUGUUUACAAGUCUCUAAAUGGACCUUUCAAUUAGAGGGAGUCUAUAAGGGCAAAAUAAUAUCUUUUAUAUGGCUGUUUCUUUUUUGUGAGUAUGUAGAUAUACGUUAGUGAAUUGUUUAUUGAAAGUAGGCUAUGUCCUAAGGUUAAAUCGGACCGUUUGCACUAUGCGGUAACAGGGUAGGCCUUCACGCCACUGAUGCACCUCACAGUUACAGUUAUUACUGUAAUCCAAACUACGACUGAAUGAAUGAUAUUAUUUUUAUUCCUUGGUGCAUAAUUUUAAAACGUAAACCAGACCACAAAGUUCUAUGUAUUUAACGAUUCAGGAUUUUUAUAACAUGGGAUAUAUCUAUAUUGUAGCCUUAUUUCAAUUUCAUGCCACGGACAAAAGUUUUUGAGACUUGUAGAGUGCAGUUGUUUAUGAUAAAUACAGGGUUAAUUCGUACUUUUCGUUAUCCAAAACCUUUAGAUAAUGAUAUAUAUUUUGUGGUGUAAACACAGACUGGCUGAGUUUUAUUAGUUUGUCUGUAUGUUUUAACGAAAGUCUUAUUUCAAAUAUGUGUCUACCUCAAAUAAUAAUAAUUAAUAAUAAAAGUAUUUUUUACUGA